Messenger RNA from Musa acuminata AAA Group (dessert banana), 704 nucleotides. Its product is annotated as NAC domain-containing protein 7-like. Bases 208 to 702 code for a protein of 164 amino acids. The record is from RefSeq and is a predicted model, not a curated record. Gene Ontology annotation, biological process: regulation of DNA-templated transcription. The transcript has 2 exons. NCBI's taxonomy places the organism in Eukaryota, Viridiplantae, Streptophyta, Magnoliopsida, Zingiberales, Musaceae. Gene Ontology annotation, molecular function: DNA binding.
UAGUGUUAGACGAAAUGAUGAGAGGCCAAUUUCCCGCUACUGAGUCUUCUACUCAAAUGCAUGAAGACCGAUGCAAAUCUAAUAUAGAAUCAUGAUCAUUUGCUGGAUCAUUCAGAUUGAGCUCAGCGAAUGCUUAAUUCUCCUGGCAUUUUAAUGUGCAUUUGCUCGCAUGUGAUCUGCAGGCAGUGACUGCAGAUCCCGGAGAAGAUGGAUACCUUUUCUCAUGUUCCCCCCGGGUUUCGGUUCCACCCGACAGAGGAAGAACUCGUGGAUUACUAUCUUAGGAAGAAGGUAGCAUCAAGAGGGAUCGAUCUUGAUAUCAUAAAGGACGUCGAUUUGUAUAAGAUCGAGCCAUGGGAUCUUCAAGAUAGAUGCAAGAUAGGAAGGGAGGAGCAAAAUGAGUGGUACUUCUUUAGCCACAAGGACAAGAAGUAUCCGACCGGGACACGGACGAAUCGAGCGACAGCGGCCGGAUUCUGGAAGGCCACCGGAAGGGACAAGCCGAUCUACUCCAAGAACAGCUUGAUCGGGAUGAGGAAGACGUUGGUGUUCUACAAGGGUCGAGCGCCUAACGGGCAGAAGUCGGAUUGGAUCAUGCACGAGUACCGUCUUGAAUCCAACGAGAGUGCACCGCUGCAGGCAAGUGACAGUACGACUUCGAGCUCAAACUACUCUUCUCCUUCUCCGAGCCAAAGCUUGUGAUG